Molecule: messenger RNA, 4623 nt
Organism: Leishmania mexicana MHOM/GT/2001/U1103
Lineage: Eukaryota; Euglenozoa; Kinetoplastea; Trypanosomatida; Trypanosomatidae
Exons: 1
Coding region: 1-4623 (1540 amino acids)
Source: RefSeq, a predicted model, not a curated record
AUGUCGAACGCGGCAAGCUCAUCAGGUAAGUCGGCAGAGCCGGCGUACCCUCAUCAAACACCUGUGAUAUGCAUCAGAGCAAACGGUCAGACAAGUCAUACAGCUGACAGCUUCAAGUCGGGGCAGACGCCGCUUCCGAUGGUGACUCCCAGAUCAGAGGCCCCGUUUGUGGCGAGUCCGUCGCCAUCCGCGCACAGUAGCACGGUGAAUGCCCUCGGUGCUGCAACUGCCGGAUCCCAUCAUCCACCGAGCACCCAUGGUGGGGCGGUGAACCGGAUUUCAUCCUGCGCUCUGCCACUUAGUUCCACUCCUUCUGCGUUGGCGCCUGUGACACCACCACCGGCAUUAUCGGACGCGCAAGGCGGUCAUAGUCCUACGACGGCACCCGCGACGCAGGCAGCUAUGGCGCAGUCGCCAACCACUUCGGGCAAGGAUGCGUACACGGCAGUGCCUGUGGCGACGGUACGCGACGACCUAUCCGCGGCUGCGGCUGCGCCGCGGAAUGGCGCCUCGAACCUGGCCACCGACUACCUCAGCGCUAGCUCGCCAUCUGCAGGCUUCAGCCUAGGAAACAACUCGUCUCCCCAUCGCCUGAUACCGACGGGGUUUGCGGCGUAUGUGGCUGAUGCUUCAAUCGGUGCGGAGGAACUCAUUGGCGUCGCGGCGGGCAAACAGAGCGCAGCUAGUGAGCAUCCACUCAGCUCCGGUGCACAGAUGCAGACGUCCCCGCAUGAUAGCAACCCCCUCGCUCUCCAAGACCCGUGCAGACCUGCUCACGGUGUGGCUGGCGCGCAAGUGCACCCCUCCUCGUCAGCACGUGGCAAAGAACCGCGGAUACCCUCACAGGAAGACCCCACCUCUACCCUGACGUCCACGGAGCACGACGCCAGCUACACCUCCGGCUUGCCAAGUCGCAUACGGGCGGUGGAUGCAUCCACUACCGAAGGCGCCGAGGUCAUGAGUGCGAAUCCCCGCACUAUCGCCUUUUCCGCCAGUGGUGUCGGUGGUGGUGGCAACAACGGCAACACCGUGAAGAGCACCUCGUUGACACUUGGUCGAAGCAUCAGCAGUCACUUCUCCGCCCCCAGAGGCCACGGCACGGGGCCCUCGACCUCUCCACCGUGCCUCGCAGGCGACGAGGAUAAAUCCAAACUUGCCGCGGCCUGCUGUCGCAGUGACUGGACUGAUCCGCGGGAAGGCAGCAGCGCCUCCUUCAACUGCACCUCUUCCGCUCCAGGCGCUGCAGCCGAACCCGUCAACACACCGACUCGAAUAACGACCAGCAGCACCGGCCCAGCGGCUGCCGAUAACCUGAGAAAGUCACCCUCGCACCGGCAGCACAACAAAAGCUUCGAGGGCACCUUUGAAACCCUUGUCAGCACCAUCGGCGCAACCCUCUCCACAGUCAACGCCACUCCCGGUGACGUCGGCCCUGUGUCGCUGCAAGAGGCACAGCGGGCCCCGGCAGGCCAGCAGAUGAAGCAACCGCUCCUGCAAACAGUGGGAUUCAGCUUCAGCAACAGCAGCGGUGGCGGAGCUAGCACGAGUACGCAGAGCAAGCGACGGGCCGCGGAAGGUGACGCGGCCACCCCCCUCUCCAUAGCGCCAAGUGGCGCUGUACCAACCAUGUCCUCCGGCGUCGCGCAGCCCCAUUUGCCCAUGCUAGACCUCAGCAACGGUGUGGGUGAUCGACCCCCACCAGCAUCCACUGCCGCUCGCAAUGCCUGUGAAGCGGGCGGCAAUGAGAGUAGUGGCGAGGGACCUCUGCCGAACCAGUGCAGGUCCGCGAUUCUGACGCCGUCCCGGCUUCAACUCAGCGACGCAAAGAAUCGCAACGCUUUGGAGAACCCCACCGGUCCUCCCGACAGAGACAGAGCUGCCGGCGGCGUGGGGUCACCGACCGCUGGUCUCGACCCCGUCGCGGACGACCACGCGAACUUUCGCAGCAGCAACAGUAGUCUCUUGCCGUUAGUCGGAAAGUCAAGAGUGGAAAAAGCCGAGAAGGACUUCGGGCGAGCGAGUGCGGCAGCGACGGGGCACGCCGCGCGAGUCAAUGCCUCGAGCGGUGCCGACCUUGUCAGCAGCCAGGGCAUCGGCAGUCUCGCUGCACAGAGUGAUGUGCAGCCGUCUCCUGCCGCUGGGGUGCUGAGGGACAAAAUCUUCACGGCGCACCUCCUCUCCAGCACCUCCGCUCCCAACACCCAGGCCGUCCCGCCGUCGCUCAACACCGCUCCAGAGCAGGACUCAGGGCUUCGCUCCUUCCCUCACCCACAGUCGCCGGCUUAUAGCGCGAUUGGCUCAAACGACGAAAAUGGGAAGUCCGUGCACGGCGCCGCUGCAGCAACGCAUCCACCUGGUGCUGCUGCGACAGUCACUGCCGUGCCGCCUCAGCCAACAGGGGGCAUGAAAUACGGCGAGGCUCCCGAUCUGCUAAUGGGGGCGUACUCCAUAGACUCCCUUCUUCGCAAGGAAACCUCGGGCAGCACGGUCGCCGGCGGUGGUGCCGGUAGUAAAAACCGCAGCGGAAGCGGCGUCGUUUGGUCCUCGUUGCCGUUUUCCGCGCAGCGGCAGGCAUACGAGGACGCAGUGACUUCCACAUCCGCCGCCAACUCCGCCACUUGUCCGCCCCUCAGCGACUCUGGUGUGCACGAAAAAGGCGACACUCGUGCCGGGCUUGCCCAGCGCCCUGGCACCGUCAACGCAAACGGCAAUUUGUCAGGCUUCACCACGUCUCGCACGUUUUCAGAUGAGUUGCUGGCGAACUCCACCGUGACGGCCCUGUCGAAUGGCAGCGGGUCGAUUCUCGGCGACGCAGAGCAGCAGCCGCAGCGGCCUCGUCCGUUCGUGAUGGAGGGAGCGGUGGCCGAGGACGACGACAUGUGGGGCGAGCCGAUAUCAUCUGCACGGGCACCAGCGCGCCACGUUACUUUCGCCUCCCCGGCCACGACGCACUUUGUGGAGCCGCUUCCGUCGCCGUGGGCAGACAGCGACUACUUCUUCUCGCCCGACUAUGCUUACAUGGAAUACAAAGACGGCGAGGAAGGAGGCCCGUCAGAGCGGCAGCAGCAGCAGGUCACCGAUGUGCCCGUGGUGGAUGAAGAGGAGGCGGAGGUGCUGCGAAGCCUUCUUCGCUUCCGCUUUCGGCACAGAAACUCACGCGCUCAGUCGUCAUCGCCGCUGUCUGGCGUGGCGGUGCAUCUGAGAGCCCCUGCUUGGGAGGCCUGGUCACGUGGAAGCGACAGCAUGCGGAGCAAGACGAGUGCGGUGAACAGUGGCGAGGAGACGCGUACGGAGUCCUGCGCGACGCAUGCUCAGCAGCAGGUGGAAGCCGCCGCGGAAAGGGCGCGACGCGUCUUCUUCACAAAGGAGAGGUUGGCGUCUCGUGCAGCGUUGAUGCAGUCUCGGCGUGCUGGUGUGCAAGCUGCAGGCAGCACCAACGACGCUACUGUGGCGGCUAUCGGCGGCAGUGGCGGCGACAGCGGCUCCGCGCUCCGCAUCUCCCUCAAUCACCCUUCGGUUGCUCCCGCCAACACCAUUUCGCUCGCUCUGCCUGAUUUCGCUACACCGGUCACGUCUACCUCAGGUGUGACUUGGCACAGUGGCAAAGUGGCUCAGACGCGAUCCCCGCCCACGUCUGAUAACAACAAAGGCGCUGCCACGGCUGCCGCCGACGACAACUUUGGUGGGUCGGUCCAGCAGCAGACGCACGCGGCCUCGGCUCGACCACUGCCAGAAACGGCGGCAUCACCGAUCGCCUCCCAGCCACUCACGAGGGAGCCGUGCGCACCGCUUCUUGCUUCCCUUGAGAGAGGAAGUGCUCCUGUGACGCAGUCAACCGCGCCAUUUGCAGUUGAUGCAGAGCGUGUCGUGGAUGUCCUACGCGACAUCUUCGGCGGCACAGCUGCCGUGUCCGAUUCGCUGCACGGCGCGCCUCUUUCACCGGCUGCACCACCGGAGCCGACCUCGGCGGAUGGCGCGUCGCCAGUCGAUCGCUUGGCCCCUAAUGAGUCGCUAUCCACCGUGGAGCGCGUCUUGGAGGCGUUGUCUUUCACCUCCCUCAUGAGCCGCGCGUCCGGGGGCAGUCCGACCAGCAGCUAUGCAAUGGAUGCAUCGGCUUCCUUCGGCCCGCACUCCGGCGGACAGCCCUUUGCUGCCAGCGCUGGUGUCGCCGCUGGGGUGCUAAACGACGGAUACGUUGUACCCUGGCGCACGCACGCGACGGCAGCUGGUAUUGCACAUCUUACUGGGGCGUCUGCAUCGACAGAUGGCAAGGUUCCGGUGCAAGCGCUGGACAGCACCGCCGCAGGUGCAUCGGCAGAGAUGGCGGCACCUCAGGAAUGCGAUUUCAAAGACGGCGCGGAUGCGAGUGUGCAUCUGACGCGACAACGGCUCUUCCCCUUGAGCGCGCACGACGCUAGCCCUCGCCGUAGAGGCACCGCAGCGUUGUCCGUGGCCUCCUUUCUGGGAACUCGACGGCUCCCAGGCGCUCCCACCGCAGCGCAGUGGACCGAGAGGGACGUCCACCUGGCGGUCCUGCAGGAACAACGCCGUAUGGCGCUAGAGUACGGCGGCGUUCCCGAAACGGAGCGUCUGGAAGAUGUGCUGAGGACGGCGGGCUCGUGA